Vanrija pseudolonga is the source of this 1653-nucleotide messenger RNA. It is a transcript of the gene Bckdha, whose product is annotated as 2-oxoisovalerate dehydrogenase subunit alpha, mitochondrial. Gene Ontology annotation, molecular function: oxidoreductase activity, acting on the aldehyde or oxo group of donors, disulfide as acceptor. Gene Ontology annotation, biological process: branched-chain amino acid catabolic process. The record is from RefSeq and is a predicted model, not a curated record. Bases 52 to 1608 code for a protein of 518 amino acids. NCBI's taxonomy places the organism in Eukaryota, Fungi, Basidiomycota, Tremellomycetes, Trichosporonales, Trichosporonaceae. The transcript is spliced from 5 exons.
CCUCGACCAAGACGUUGCAAGCUUACACUCACCACUCAUUCACGCACAACAAUGCUUCCUCGACGCGUCAGCAGGCUGUCCUGGGCAAAGAUCGGUGCCCAGCGCACUCUGAUCACCGGCCCCCCACCCGACCUCCCGGCAGUGCACCACACGACGCCGACGUCGACGCCGCUCCCAACACCGACCCCGCUGCCGGCGUUCACGCCGCUGCCGUCGCUGCAUGCGCCCCCCGGCGGCUGGGGCAAGAUCCUCCACUCGAUGGACGACCCGGGCCACGAGCGCUCGCCCGUCUACGUCGCCGGCCAGGAGAAGGAGCGCAUGGCGCGCAACACGCGCAUGAGCUCGCCCCUCCGCCGCGGCGCCCAUGAGUCGUGGUGGUCGGCCGACCAGGGCUGGUUCAACGCCGUCGCGGCCACUAUCCCCACGUACCGUGUCCUCGACGAGGAGGGCCGCCCGGUCAAGGGCGCCGUUGUUCCCGAGAUCACCAAGGAGGAGGCACUCAAGAUGUACCAUGUCAUGGCCCUCGUCCCCGUCGUCGACAACAUCCUGUACCAGUCCCAGCGCCAGGGACGUAUCUCGUUCUACAUGCAGUGUGCCGGUGAGGAGGCCGCCAUUGUCGGCAGUGCCGCCGCCAUGCAGCCCGGCGACGAGGUGUUUAGCCAAUACCGUGAACAAGCCGCGUUCCUCUACCGUGGCCUCUCCCUCAACAGGAUGAUGGCCCAGUGCUUCUCCAACGUCGAAGACGACUCGAGCAAGGGUCGCAUGAUGCCCGUCCACUACUGUGCCCCCGACCUCGGCAUCCACAACAUCACCUCGCCCCUCGCGACCCAGUUGCCACAGGCGGCCGGCGCAGCAUACGCGCUCAAGCUCGACGAGGACCGCCAGGGUGACUGUGUCAUCUGCUACUUUGGCGACGGUGCUGCGUCAGAAGGUGACUUCCACGCCGCGCUCAACAUGAGUGGUGUGCUCGGCGGCCCAGCCGUGUGGUUCUGCCGCAACAACGGUUUCGCCAUCUCCACCCCCGUCAUUGACCAGUACGCUGGUGACGGUAUCGCGUCGCGUGGCCCAGCAUACGGCCUCGACACGAUACGUGUCGACGGAAACGAUGCCCUUGCCGUCUACGCGGCGGUCAAGGAGGCCCGUCGCCGUGCCGUCGAGGGCAAGAAGGGUGUUCUCGUCGAGGCCAUGUCGUACCGUGUUGGUCACCACUCGACCAGUGACGACUCGAGCAAGUACCGCCCGAUCGAGGAGGUCCAGGAGUGGCAGGUUGUUGACAACCCCAUCUCGCGUUUCCGCAACUGGCUCGUUGACCAGGGCUGGUGGAGCGAGGCCGAGGACAAGGCCAUGCUUCAGAAGAACAAGAAGGAGGUUCUGGCCACCUUUAACCGCGCCGAGAAGAUGCCCAAGCCCAAGCUCAGUGAGAUGUUCAACGACGUCUGGGCUGUCGGCCCUGGCGAGAAGAUGCCUGCGGUCAUUGCCGAGCAGCGCGCCGAGCUUGGUGGCCUGCUCAAGAAGUAUGGCACGGCGUGGGAGCCUUGGCGCAAGGAGCUCAAGCGGUUUGUCGAGGAGGGCGAGGACGUCAUGGAUAGCUUUGGAAAGUCUAACUAGUUGGUACCAAAUAGCAUGUAUUGUACGGUGUAGUGGACGUGAAAA